Molecule: messenger RNA, 801 nt
Organism: Auanema sp. JU1783
Lineage: Eukaryota; Metazoa; Nematoda; Chromadorea; Rhabditida; Rhabditidae
Source: the annotation of a GenBank genome assembly
AUGUUUCUACGUACUGCAGUUAUUGUCCUUGUAUUUUUUAUAGCUAAUGGAAAUGCUGAAUGUGACCAGCAAAGACUUUUGCACUGUAGCAACAAAUUAGCUGCCUUCAUUGGCUUACCGGAGUCAAGUGCACCAAAUCUUUUCAAAAACUAUACCAUUCUCUAUAACUAUUACUUGACAAAGAUCGGGCUUAACCCAGGAUCCACUGAUGAUAUACUCAACGGUUGCAACGGCUUGGAAAGUUUCAACCUUUGCAUGAUGAACAAUCCAGAUUGUCUCGGCUUGUCAUUCUUACUUACUCAAACAGAUAUACAGAAUGCCUACCUGUCACAAGGAACUCUACGCAGCAACGGCUUCAACUGUGGUCCAGGAGUCAAUACUUUGGUUCAUGAGGGUCUCGCGUGUUUCCAGAGAUUACUUCAUUUUAACCAAGACUAUUUCCAACAGUGCACAGCCUCUUAUAACACAGCGGUCACAUUGGAUAGCCCAGGAGCUUGCAAUUACAUUCAACAAUUGAUCAACUGCUGGUCAGUUCCAUUCAAAACGGCUCCAUGCCGACCAACAGAUAACUCAUAUCUCUGGUGGGCUUGCGAAUUCAAUAACGUUUUUGGCAAAACCGAGUUUCCAAAUUGUGGAGUCGAUUGCGACCCAGCCUUCCAAUACAGUUUCUUGGUAGCUCACAUGGAGAAACAUUACAAAUUCGAAAAUGGAGAGCAUUGGGCCAGAGUUCCAGAUAUGACCUACAACGCUGCCGGUGAAGCACGCAUGCUCCAAGGUCAAUGGUUCAAAUUACACUUCUAA